This is a messenger RNA of Helicoverpa armigera (cotton bollworm), 2119 nucleotides long. It is a transcript of the gene Ttc30, whose product is annotated as intraflagellar transport protein 70A. NCBI's taxonomy places the organism in Eukaryota, Metazoa, Arthropoda, Insecta, Lepidoptera, Noctuidae. The record is from RefSeq and is a predicted model, not a curated record. Gene Ontology annotation, molecular function: intraciliary transport particle B binding; protein binding. Gene Ontology annotation, cellular component: axonemal microtubule; intraciliary transport particle B. Bases 122 to 2113 code for a protein of 663 amino acids. The transcript is spliced from 2 exons. Gene Ontology annotation, biological process: intraciliary transport.
UGAAUUUCAUCGAAAUGACGGAUAAUCCUUGAAUGAACAGUUGCUAUGGUAAUUAAAAAGUAAACAAGCAACGUUAUUUACAUUUUGCAGUCGCGUCUUAUUUAUUCACAAUUGAAUAACAAUGGAUAUGGCAAUGCAAAUUAAAGAUGGGCAGUACACGAAAACUAUUUAUACAAUGAUAAAGGAAGCAAGAUACGAUGAAGCCAUCAAGGCUCUCAAUGACGCCAUCAACUUCAGUCCGAACCGAGCCGGAUUGUCCCUGCUUGGGUACUGCUACUUUAGAACACAGUCAUUCAUUGAAGCAGCUAAUUGCUAUGAACAGUUAUCAGCUAUGCAUCCUGAUAUUCCUGAAUAUAAGCUGUAUUUCGCCCAAUCACUGCACGAAGCUUCUAUGUAUGAUGAGUCCUACAAAAUCACAAUGCAAAUCACAGCUCCGCAACUUGAAAGGAAGGUCAUUAAGUUGCAAUCAGCCAUUAAAUACGGUGAGGAAGAUACGAUCACGGCUAAAGGACUCGUGGAUUCUUAUCCGCAAGAAGAUCCAGACAAAGACAUAAACCUUGGUUGCUUAUUGUUCAAAGAAAAUCAAUAUGAAGAGGCGUUACAGAAGUUUUCGCGAAGCCUCAACGUUGUGGGAUUUAAUGCACAUCUUCAUUACAACAUCGCACUGUGCUACUUCAAACUUAAAGAAUACCCCCAAGCAUUGAAGCAUAUAACUUUAGUAAUUGAAAGGGGGAUCAGAGACCACCCUGAGCUAGCAGUAGGCAUGCAAGCAGAGACUUCAGAGGUCAAGUCUGUUGGAAAUACUCUGACUCUUCAUGAAACCGCUCUUACUGAAGUAUUCAAUCUGAAAGCCGCUAUUGAAUUUCAGUUGAAGAACAUAGAAGCGGCGCGUGAAGCUCUUAGCGACAUGCCACCCAGACAUGAACAUGAGCUAGAUGCAGUCACAUUGCACAACAUCGCGUUAACUUCUAUAGACAUAAAACCAACUGACGGUUUCGAAAAAUUACAUUUCUUACUUCAACAAGAUCCAUUUCCCGCUGAAACAUUCGCCAACCUUUUGUUGCUAUACUGUAAGUUUGAAUACUUUGAUCUAGCAGCAGACGUGCUAGCUGAAAAUGCACAGUUCACGUAUAAAUAUCUAACCCCAUAUCUGUAUGAUUUUUUGGAUGCUAUAAUUACCAGCCAGACAUCGCCAGAGGAGGCAUUCCAGAAAUACGAAGACAUUGCUUCAAAACACGCAGAACAACUGAGAAAGCUUACCAAAGUUGUGCAGGAAAGUCGCUCUCAAGGGGAUAACGAUCAAGUAAAAAAAGCAGUCGUUGAAUAUGAGGAAGCUUUGGAAAGAUACAUUCCAGUGGUCAUGGCUCAAGCAAAGAUCUACUGGGACAUGGAAAACUACGGACAAGUAGAGAAGAUUUUCCGCAAGUCUGUCGAGUUCUGCAACGAAUCGGAUGUCUGGCGGCUGAACGUUGCUCACGUGUUAUUCAUGCAAGAAAACAAAUAUAAGGAAGCAGCCAGCUUCUAUGAGCCCAUUGUUAAAAAACAAUACGAUAAUAUUCUAGAUGUAAGCGCAGUUGUUUUAGCUAACCUUUGUGUUUCUUACAUUAUGACGUCACAAAAUGAGGAGGCUGAGGAUAUCAUGCGAAAAAUAGAAAAAGAGGAAGAGCAACAAAUAUUUGAAGAUCCUCAAAAGAAAUUCUAUCACCUCUGCAUCGUGAACCUGGUCAUUGGCACAUUGUAUUGCGCCAAAGGAAACUACGAGUUUGGUAUUUCGAGAGUUAUAAAAUCACUUGAACCUUUUAAUAAACGUCUGGGUACCGAUACUUGGUUUUACGCCAAGCGAUGCUUUUUAUCCUUCCUGGAGAACCUAGCUAAACACUUGAUUGUUGUUAAAGAUAACACAAUAAAGGACUGUCUACAGUUUCUCGAAGGUUGCGAGACAUACGGGCGGCGAGUGAGUACUGUUAUCGAGAACCCAUUUCAAGAAGAAGACGCCCACACUAAGGCUAAGCAGACAGUCACGUAUGAAGCGAGACUGUUACGUUACAUGUUUUAUAAGCUUAAGAAUAUCGAUGACUCUGUCACUAUAAAUAAGUAUGAGGAUUUAAAAUAAAUUCUU